Messenger RNA from Globicephala melas (long-finned pilot whale), 948 nucleotides. It is a transcript of the gene LRRC52, whose product is annotated as leucine rich repeat containing 52. Gene Ontology annotation, cellular component: voltage-gated potassium channel complex. The record is from RefSeq and is a predicted model, not a curated record. Gene Ontology annotation, molecular function: transmembrane transporter binding; potassium channel activator activity; voltage-gated potassium channel activity. Lineage: Eukaryota; Metazoa; Chordata; Mammalia; Artiodactyla; Delphinidae.
AUGUCCCGUGCUUCAGGCCCUGGGCCCGGGUGGUUACUCUUUUCCUUUGGAAUGGGACUGGUAUCGGGGUCAAGGUGUCCAAAUAAUUGUCAGUGUCAAGCCCAAGAAGUGAUCUGCACAGGGGUCCAGUUAACUGAAUACCCCUCUGACAUACCCCUGAACACCCGGAGGCUGUACCUGAAUGAUAACAGCAUCCGCUUUUUGCCAGCGAUGAAUCUAGGACUCCUCAGUGACCUUGUUUACUUGGACUGUCAGAAGAACCUGAUUCAGGAGGUGAUGGAUUAUACCUUCGUCGGGGUCUUCAAACUCAUCUACCUCGAUCUCAGCUUCAACAAUUUAACCUUGAUCUCCCCAUACAGUUUCUCCAUGCUCAGCAAUCUGGUGCAGCUGAACAUCUCCAGCAACCCUCAUCUGUUAUCACUCAACAAGUACACCUUUGCCAACACCAGCUCUUUGAGGUACCUGGACCUCAGAAAUACCGGCUUGCAGACCUUGGACCCUGCUGCCUUCCAUAACCUCAUAACACUCCAGACCCUGUAUCUGAGUGGAAACCCCUGGAAAUGCAACUGCUCUUUCCUGGACUUCACCAUCUACUUAAUAAUGUCCCCUGUGAACCAUCCAGAUGAACAAAAUGCCACGUGCCUGGAGCCCACAGAGCUGGCAGGGUGGCCCAUCACGAAGGUGGGGAACCCGCUCCGGUACAUGUGCAUCACGCACCUGGACCACCAAGACUACAUCUUCCUGCUGCUCAUCGGCUUCUGCAUCUUCUCCGCGGGCACCGUGGCCGCCUGGCUGACGGGCGUGUGUGCCGUGCUCUACCAGAAUGCCCGCCGCAGAUCGAGCGAGGAUGAGGCAGAGGACGAGCUCGGGCAGAGGGUAGAAGCCAGCAGGAGGAUUUUUCAAAGCAGGGUGGAGUCUGGCCAGGACGGGUUUCCUCAGCUGAUUUAG